AAGCAGCUCGAAGUUCAGUUCGCGAGGACAUUUUAUUGUGAUAAUAUCCGUAAUCAGUGUAUAGGAAGUUUAGUUUUGUCAUUUUCAUUACAUCUAGUAACUUUCCAAAUGAUAACAUUUCAUCGUACUGCGAAUCUACGGCAGCCGUGUGUCCAACUUUAUUCGAAAACAGGACAAACUGGAUUAAUAUUUAUAAUUGAAAAUCAGUGAAAGGCAUGCAAUAGUUAUGUAAAAAGGAAGAAUAAUUUGAGCACAACAAUUACUCUUCCAUGGAAGAGAGAGAAAACGAGAGUGAAUCAAAUACCAUGUGAACGUGUAACACUGUACAUAAAUGUGGUGCCAACAAACCUAGAGUGCUGGAGCUCUUGGCAAAUUAUUGCAAAAAAAAACACAGAAGAAAUACAAGGGGGAAAAGUGUGGCUGGAAAACAGUAGUGAACACAUUGUACGAGCUCUGGACUAAGUGUGUUGUUAAUUUUGCAUUCUAUUCGAGCGCCUUGUUUUCCUUGGACCCGAAUAGUAUAUCGAACGCAAACAUUCUAUCGACGCAGCACUACGCAAACACAUCCACAUCUAGAUCCCUGGUGUGGUCUGGUGGCGAAACCGGCCAAUGAACGUUUAUUCCUCGAUGCUGUCUGAUGAUAGCGGGAGCUGAGCUGAGCUGUGGACGACAGGAGGAGCAACAAAUCUAUCGGCACGUCACGCUACUCUACUGAGCGAACAGGACCCAGCAGUGUGAGAAAUACACAGCUUGGCCCGAGAAACCAUCUCUAUGACGUCUCACGGGCUAUGGGUGGAAUGCUAAGGCCGGGGUGCCCAUGGCGCCCCAUGUGAUUAAACGUUUGAACUGAUGAAUGUUUGAUGAUUUUUUUCCUUUCACACAAAUCUACUCCAUUUCAUUGCUUUCAAAAAUAUCAUUCGGAGGGCUGAAAAAAAAGGUGAAACAGCAGUCGAAAAUACCAUAUCAGUAUCUAUAGGUUGAAGGUCUCGUGGAUUGGUUCUUGGUGUGCGUGUAUGUGGUAUUUCAAGCGCACUGCAUUUCGUUCGACUGUCAACCAGGCAACCAAUGUGCUGCGGAAUUAUUGAAAAGCUAGAACCCAAGAGCGGAAAACAGCACAACAAACAAUACCAAGGCUGGUUCCAAGUCGGUGAGUUUUUCGACUUCGCUCAACGUGCUGCCGAGUAAAUUGCGGAAAAUAGUUCCGUGGACCAAUCGGAUUAGUUCAGUCCAACCGGAAAGUUUCGCAAGGAUAUGGAUGAAGAAAUAGUUCCACGUACACUUCGUGAGAAAGCAUUGUUUUACACGACUGCCUUUUUUAUCUUGCUCGGCACCUUUAGCCUCUUCGCAUUUUUGUUCUUGGUACCAUUCGUAAUUGAGCCUGCUUUCACCACAAUUUUCAUGCAAUUCGAUGAGUCACCGGCAUUGUGUGUCACCGUUGAUCUUGAGCAUUUAUAUGGCGCGAAAAAUUGCAGCUGGGCUUCGUGUCGUGAAGGCUGUACCAAGGACAUCUACGAAUGUCAGCAGAUACGCGUCAGCUAUAAAACAAGUGCACAGCUAGCAGAAGCAGAAGCUGCCGAGGCAGGAACCUCCGAUGGCACCUUGAUGACGACGACGAUGACGACGUCCACAGCUGCUGCUUCCAAAGCGGCAACAGCGACAGCUACAAAAACCACUGGUGAUAGUAGUGUUAGUAAUGAUAGCAGCAAAAGUAGUAUAAAAAAUAAUUUGAAUAGAGUUAGUGAAAGUAGUGAACCUAUUAAACCAAUUGCAACCGCUGAUAGAGAAUCUUCCUCCAGUCUGCACGGCUCGAGCAGGUAUGAAACUGCACUGAAUCGGUUCGAGCGAGCCGUCCGAGCCGAUUACGACUACAACGAUAUGCUGGUGGAUGAAGGGAUCAAUGGUUUUGGUGAUCACCGAAACGGUAUAAUCAGCUCAAUCAUUGGUGAAGAUAACAAUCUGAUGGAAUAUCCAGAUGAUAUGACCGAACUAACGGGUAACGAUUCGGAAUGGUUUUUCACGGGGGCUCGAUUGUUUCCCAAUGUGAAAGGUUGCGGCUAUCCACCGAUGCUGAACUGCACUAUCUGGACCAAAAAAUAUUGGAAAAUUGGAACGAAUUUUACUUGCUAUUACUCUCGUGUGGACCCAGGGCUAGUCAUCAGCGAUCUAGAUAUGUGGCAAAACACGCUAAAUCUUGUCUAUGCCAUGGCUAUUCCUAUUCCAUCAUUCAUAAUAUCUGUAAUUUACUUGGCAUUUGCUUACUUCGUAAUAUAUAAUGAAGAUGAGGAGGCAGCAUUGUUGGACAAAAAUGAUGAAGAAGACGGCGUUGAAGAUGAGCUGAACGAGACCGAUGAAGGCAAUGAUAAUAAGAUAAACGAAAGCGAAGCAGAAAUAACUGCCAAUCACAUCAAUGAGCACAAUGCCGAUGAAGGUAAUACAGUGAAUACAACCACAACAACUCCGAUCCAGCAGCUACCUAAUGGAACAGCAAACUCGAUAAACAAUAUCAACAAUACAAAUACAAACACAACGGCCACAACCAACACCGAUGGAUCGUCGAAACCAAUGACGCCGAACUCCACCUCGGACCUGAACUCGUUCGGUCACCAGCUGAAAGUGAAGAUGGCCGACGAGAUGUCCAGGGAGAGCAUUGACGGAGGAUUACUGUCAAAUUCAGCUUCGUUGCAAGGAAACUUGAGCAAGACGAUGACGACCAGUAUCUCAACUCCUCCUGGUCCGAUAGCCGCAGUUUGAAGCGUCACGUCCAUGGCUUAGACGACGUUAAGUUUAAAUUUACCAAGUAAGGGAAAGCUUUUCUUAUGAAAAAAAAAAAACGGCAAGACAAACAGCGAGUGUAAGAAAACUAGAGCAAAGGAAAACUUAUUUUUUCGGUGUUUGAAAUAAUGCGCAAUAACGUUUUUAAGCUAUUGAGAGUGUAUCGCCCUUAAUAAGAAUAUGGAAAAUAGAAACUUUUAUUAGUUGUUUUCGUGAAUGGAAAACUAAAGCUCAUUACGAGGUGAUUAUUUAAUACUAAGGUGAUCAAAGCACAAAUAGGACAAGACACUUAACAAGCUUGAUGAGAAAUGUACAGAAGAAAACAGGCAAAUUCAUUUCAAUGAGCAAAUCGUAUAAUCACCUUUUUAACAACACUCAGAACAUUGAUUAUUUGACAUUUUUCAUUAUCAACCGGAAAUUUUGGGUCUUUCUCCUGUAUUUUGAAGAAUCUCUUCCGAAUCAAAAGGAAGCAGCUACAUAGGCGUAGAUAGAAAUCUCACAACACCUCAAGCUGAAAUAGUAGAACGCAAUAAACGUGCAAUGGAUAUUUCCGAAACGUAGUGCUUUUCAAGUUACCUGGUCAUUCAUUAGAACCCCAAAGAAAUUACAUUCCUGCACAUAGGAUGGAAAACAAUACUGCUGACUGUUAUAGAGAGAGGCUCUGCGCACUAAUCGAAUUCGAAAUCUUAACACGAAACACAACAGUUCAAUAAGCAAUAAUCGAACCAACCCACCAAACGAUAACCCUUAUUUUGAGGAAGUGAUCCUUGAUCACCGAGGGCCAGUUGUGAGUCUACAAAAACUGCAAAACAUUUUCGAACACUAGCGAACAAUAGAGACCCAUUUCAUGAAUGCACAACCUAAAUAAGAAAUACCUUCUUCGGUUUGACCACUUUCCUUUGGUUUUUGGAAAUAUUCUAUGCACGUGCGUCCGUAUACGUUCAGGUUUAAAAUGGAAAACAGGCCCACGCCAAAUUCAUAAAUGGAGUUUGUUGGAUGCACACGAGAGUAAUAUUUAUGGACAACGGUCAGUGAACAUCUGAGACGAUGACCAAGUUUUACAAAUGAAACUCUUUCAAUCAAUAUUAAAACGGAAAAUAGUGCAAAAAUUUGAAAAUUUUAUUACCCGGUUGACAAAAGACAGGAUCGCUAAGGUACACAAGAAUGAAAGGUAACAUAGUUUUGUGCUACAUCGACAUGGAUAGUUCGUUAUCACUGCAUGCAAAAUUACAAAAAAUCCAAUCAAUACAUGAAAUAGUCAAAGGAAGAACAAAAUUCAAAUUCAUCUCAUAAGAAUCAAUCCUGUCAGAUGGAUGCUAAAAUCGAAGUCUUGAAGCAGCAUUUGCAGAGGCAACCUUAAUCUGGAUAGACCUCGAGUUUUGUGUAUCCCGAGCACGAAGUUGAUUUCAUGUGGUCAGGUGAGUUGCAGCUUUUUCCCCAGCCCUUCGGUUAAACUACUCUUUUUGAAGUUUGUUCUACCUGAAGUAAUGGGGUCCCGAAUGUGCAAAUUUCAAAAUAGGCCAAGAUGGCAGCAUAUUUUAGUGGUAGCCUACGGCGAAAGUUCGAUAGGGUAGUACAAAAUCCUUAAGGACAAGCUUGAUGACACUGAUGGAGCGUCUUAAGAGUCCGAACUAACGGUAUAACACCUCGAUGAAUGUUGAGUAAACCAGGUAUUGAUUGGUGGGAUAAGCGCUUUCGCCUUCAAAUACCGGAAAAAAGGAAGUUUUUUUCUCUAAGGUUAUAGAGAUCGGGCGUGCAUACAUUAAAUUAUUUUACUAUCGUAGUAAGUGCAAGCAUUUCUCCAAAAGAAUAGUCUUUUUGGUGAAGAAAAUCCAAAAAAAAAGACCAAAGCACAACUCUGAUCUCAAACUUUGGUUCCAAAUAAGUAACAGUCUUAACUAACUUAAUGAUCCCGCGCCUAUCCUUCGGUGCAUAAGGCCAUGGUAGAAGACUUCCACUGUUGACGAUCUGGAGCCAGCGUCUUCGUUUGGUUCCAAUCAAGGUUCUCGUCGACAGUUCGGACUUCGGCAGCUAGGCUACGCUACCACGAGCUUCUGAGUCUGCCUCUUUUUCGAUUCCGCUGCAGAUCUCGUCUACAAUUUUUAGCAGCGUAUGUCGGAUCAAUCUCCAUUACGCUCGUCCAUACUAUAUAAAAGUUCGGAAGGAUACAAAUACGGCAACCAAAAGACAGCCUUUAGCGCUCUAUUCGCACGGCCUGUAACUCCCUUAGGCGGAUUUUACAGGCUUUACCCCAUAGUAACACCAGAUAUUGCAACCUCGAGUGAAACAGCGCAAAAUAUACAACUUUCAGCCAGUGAUUUGGAAUGAACGCAGAAAUUUUCCAUAUGGCACCAACGACUGGAGUGAGUGUUCGUUUAAGUUGCUCUAUAUGGGCUGUCCAGCUUAAGGUAUCGUCCAAAAGUAGUCCUAGAUAUUUAAACUCGUUCACUCGUUCAAUUAGAGUUUUGCCUAUACGGGUUAUUGGCAGCUGAGGUAUUGAGCGACGACCGAAAUUGAACAGCAUGUACGGAGUUUUCAACAAAUUUAACGAGAGAAGAUUAUAGUCGAAGUAUUGCUGAAGGAUUACCAAAUCGUUUCCAUGCCAUUCCACAAUCUGGAGAGGAUUGGUAUUAUAUCAAGGUACGAUAUCAAGGUGUCGUCGGCAAAGACUCGAACUUUGCCGCGCAGAUUCAACAGGGGGAGAUCGUUGAUGAAUACCAAAUACAACAGCGGGCCCAAGUUGCUUCCCUGUGGUGCGGCCACAGGGCCACAAAUUGUUCGCGAGCUGUAAAGUAGCUUUCGAUUAGCCGAAUGAGUUGUCCACGUAAUUCAUACCAUUCCAAUUUCUGUAACUGCAAGGCAUGAUCAAUGGUAUCAAAUGGUUUCCUCAGGUCCAAGAAUAAGGCACCAGAAUAUCUACGGUUAUCCAGAUCAUCGUACCAGUCCUCCAAAAGUUCGGUGGUUGCAGUUAGAGUGCUGCAUCUCUUUCUGAAACAAUACUGGCGUUUGCCUAUGAGGUAAUUUUUUAUUAAAUAUCGUGUUCACUAAGAAGUUCACGCAGGACCGGGCAGAGCAAAAAUUCAUAAACCGAAUUAGUUUGCUGGCAAGAUAUUUUUAACUUGACAGAUGUUCGCUAGUCUGUCCUUGAUGACCGAGUUGAGUAGCUUCAAGUUGGAAUAGGUUUGAUAUCUGUGAUCCUCCAGCGCGGGGAAAUCUAACGAGAGGCAAAGACUCUAGCAACUGAAAAUUUGGAAUUUCUCUUCUAAGCUGUGAAAAAAGUCAAGUGUACUUGAAGGAAAUUUGAUUUAAAGAAUUAAAGGUACAUUGUCGAUUGUUGGAAAAAUUAGUGAACAGUUGAAAACGGUCCAUAAUUGGCUGUUCGGCGAAGCUUCUGGUUGAUGUCGGAAUAUAAGCGUUGUACGGCCUUCAUGUCAACUUUGUGAAUACAUCUCUUGAUGCUACCAAUCAAUUGUGGUUCUAGGGUAAAAAAAUGGGAUCGAAUGUGUAUUCAGGAAGGAUUGUGUGUGUGUGUGUUUUUUUUCAUAAUGCGAUGACGCAUUAUCCGGCCAAAACACGUAUUGUUCAUCUGCAUGAUAUUUUUGUAGAAACGGCAUCGAAAUUUUCUUCAAAUAUUCAUUCUGGUACACAUCUUGUUUGAUAGCCAAAUUAGAUGGCUUGAACCAUGGCUUAGAAAUACCUCUCUCUGAAAUGGCGAUGUACAGCAUCACUCAUUGUUCAAACUUAUGUUUGAACUUGUAUUCAAUGUUUGAAGAUUUAGUAGUUUCCGGGGAUGUGCGUCUUCGAAAGAGGAAAUUGACUUACGUUGUCGAAAACAAAACAUUUUCCGGUAUAAUUUUUUAUCAUCCAGCGGCAUUGGGAUUUAAGAGUCUAAAUCUGAUUCUCAGUGUAUUCUUGCCAAUGUACUGGUGAGAACAAUUGAACUUUUUGGCGGCAUCCCGUUGGCUCAGUAAAUCCUUGUUGAUGAAGGCACGAGAAAGAGAACGAAGUCCUUUGCGUUCAUAAUUCUCGCUGAUCUGCCACUACCUUUUGCGAGUAGUUGUUGGGAAUUUUAGGAUGUGUGUAAACAGUGGUAGCCGCCACAUUUUCACUUUAAAAAUGUUGUACUGUACACUUUUUGCCAAGUUUUUGUGCAGCUCGUAGAACUGUACAACACGUUCGUAAAAUAAUCUUCUUUCGACGGCAUUUUGAGCAAAACACAAAAAUAAACAAAACAAAAAAUACUGGCGAAAAGAGGAGAAGAAAAGCUAACACAUACAUACUCUCAUUUUUCUCUGAGCUCGUUUAUCAAGUAUUAGGGCCUCGAAAAAAAUCCAAAAUUUUAGUUGCCACCCGUUAGCAUCUUACAGACUUUCAAUUGCGUGUCCAGAUUGAGACCUUUAAGUAUUGCAUAAGACAUCUUGUCUUCCCCUGGGUCGGAGUGGGUUUUUAAGGGCAGUUCCGUCUAGCAGUUCCCGAGACUUGAAUUCCUCAAGUGACUUGUCCGGGGUUGUGGUCGGGAAACUAUUCGCCUUCUUUCGUCCCUAAAGUAGUGGUUCACGAAAUCGGUUCCCUCCUGCGCCGAGACUUUUUUUUUGCAGAGUCACGUCCUCAUGAUAUCGAUAUAUCGAUACCCUUGACGAUGUUCCAAACAUGUUUCACUGGGGUAUUUUUGUCUGUUUUGCUGACAAGCUAGGCAAUGUAUGUACGAUUCUUCUUUCUGAACUCCUUCUUGAAGGCUGCUCUUUUCCUUUUGAGCUAUAUUGCUGCGUGUAGGCUCUCGAAGUCUUCCUUCAGCACUUUCCAGGUGACUUUAAGUGCUACUCUCGGAGUGACCAAGGAGAUAUCAAUUGUGGAUUGGCGAUUUUCUAGUGAGUUAAUUAUUGUGGGAAACCCGUCGUUGAGAAGGAUGAAUCUGACAUCUUCGAUCAGCUUUUUAGUAGUUUGCCUUGUGGUGCGCAUUGAGAUCCCCUCUUAUGAUUAUUUGCCCAAGAGAUCCUGUCCAUACAAUGGAAGAAUUAUUUAAGAUCUUCCACGGCGUUUUUCUUCUGCUGACUGAUGCUUGAGAGUCCAAUCUCUUUUAUCUGAAGGAAGAUAGGCGGUUAUUAUUGUUAUUGAUUCUGCGCCCUUGGUAAUUUCGACUGCGGCUGGCUCUAAAAAGGAGAAGUCCGGAAUCUCGACUUGCUGAUGUGUAAACUCUUUGGCGAUAAGGAUGCCUACUCCUCCUUACCCGUUUAUACUUUUCUUGGAGGUCAGAUUGAAUCCUCUAAGUUGGAAACUUUCCACUUCAAGCAGCCAGAUUUAUAGCAACAAGCAGAUUUUAGAGUCAGAUGUUGUUAUUAAUUUUGAAAGUUCUUAUCGUUUGACGCUCGGUCGGACUGAUUGAACAUCAAGUUGAAAAAUUGAAAUGUUGUUAAGCAUUUUGGAUGCCAUUAAUUAUUCUGGAUGGCUCAUAGUGUUGACUUGUUGCUUCGCUGUUGAUUAUGUCGUUUAGUCUCCCGUAUGUGAACAGGACUAUCUGGUCCACAUCUGUGUUUUUAUCAAGAGCAUUCAGCUUCAGGAUGAACUGGUCCUUUAAAGCUAUUAGUGGUCUCAACCCGAUCCUUUCCCACAGGCUUCUGAUGAGUGCUCUUCUUAUUGAAGAGACUACUCGCUCUACGAAGUUGGUGUUAAAGAAAAAAGGUUUCCUCCUGAAUUCUGCCCCUCUGCUCGGGGAGCAGCUAGAGCAGUGUCUCUCGAUUCAUGUUCUUGGAGAUCCUUGUGUGGCUUUUUCGUUCCCCUCCAACAAAGGGAACUCCUCUUCGUUUUCUAUUGCCAAUCCUUCGAAGCGGUUGCUCAGGAUUGGGAAUUGUGUGGCUUCUUCUUUAUACGAUAUUCCAUUGUUCCUAAUUGCGCUGGUGAUCAUUAAUCUACGUCGGUGAUCCGGACAAGAGGGUUCUUGGGCGUUUGUGUUUUCCCUUGCAUUUGGAACAGAAGGGAGGUUUGGUGCAGUUUUCUCUUGUGUUUACCCUGGCACAUAUCGAGCAUCUUUGGACUCCUGAACAAAAAAUAGUUUUGUGCCCAAAACGCCAGGACUUGAUGCAUUGCUUGACCGUAUAUACAUAUAUUUUGGCCCAAAAGUAACAGUCGUAUUGCUUGACUUUAUUGGGUACCUUUUCUUCUUAUACGAUGACCUUUACGUUUGCAGUAGGCAGCAAAUUUAUUGCUUGCGUUUCAUGAUUUCGAAAAGUUCGUUGUCGAAGUAUUCCGUUUGAAUACCCCUGAAAAAAGCAAUUGUAUCCCGCAAAAUAUUGGAGGAGUAAAUUCUGAUAUAAUGCUCCGAAAGCUUUGUUUUUUUAGUUCGGAGAUAGCUCCUGGAGAGUCCAACUCGAGCUUGAAUCGAUAACGACCAAUUGUUUUUGCUUCCGAAAAACUUUUGAAUUUCCAUCUCUAGGGGAUGUUUGGCGGUUUGUCCAGCGUAAUCGAAUUGUUCCAAAAUCACCGUCACGGAGUUCAUUUCUUUGCGUCCGUCUGUGGGAUUGUUCUGGGGAAUCACAGGGGGAUUGUCACUCUGUGCUUGUUUGGGGAUUGCUCCAGAUGAUGUUUUGGCUGGGUUCAAUGUGUUAGCGCUAGCUGAGCUCUUUUUGGCCGGCUGAGUUGCGCUUAUCGCUUGUUUUGUGCCUAGCCUCUGGCUUCUGACCAUUGAUCUCCAGCGCAGGCUGGUCUCGUCAUAUUUGGUUCUUCACCUCAACUCUUUUCUCUUCUUCGACUUCAUUCCCUUUCUUAUCUUCUUCGACUUCAUUCCCUUUCUUAUCUUCUUUAACUUUCUCAUCUUCUUUCUCGCUUUCUUUUUAACUUAUUUUUCUUAAAAAAAAUUUCUGGAUGUUUUUCUUUUUGAUCACUUUCUUUUGAUGCCCCUUGUGGCCAAUGAAUGCCCUCCCGUAUCUCUCCAAAUGCUAGAAUAACAUACGGCGAUCUUCCGCGAUUCAGCUCACAUCAACGACCGAGACUUCUAAGCGAACAAGCAACGUUGCUCGCGCGGUACACGGUUUUGCCGGAGCACCCAAAAUACAUCAAUCGCUGCUACGGCGAAACUUGGCAAGGCAGUAUUGCUGCUGCUAACGGGUUCCUCUUUUUAUUACUUUCACUGGCACUCCACCAACGAACAAGAAGAUGGCAAGAACCCGGCCCACCCACCGGCACCGGAAUCUACACCCGGAACUUAAGAGAUCUAUUGUCUCGAUUUUUGGCCGGAAACGAACACGCACCACUGGUGAAAACGGAAAAUUUCGCGUAUGAAACUGAAACGCACUCCCCAUGCUUUUACACACAAAAAGGUGUUUUUCUUUUCAAUCCUGAAGGGGUUGUUCAGCUCCAAACGCUGUCAUUAGUUUCUCAGUACGACAACUAGAGGCGCUGCAGUACAUAAAAGGAAAUAUUAAGUAGAACCACUGACCAUACUGACUGGACACUCGAUUUCGUUUUCUGGAUAAUUUCCAACAGUACGCAAUGUCGAUUCCAGAGUGCGCAUCUAUCGAUUUGAAGAAAUGCUAUCCCAGUUAGGAAAUGCCACCCAACUUUAAAAAUAAAACACACAAUUUCUACGAUAAAAUCGGGCUAAACAGGACCAUUUUUCCUACAGGGCAUUUUUUGUCAAAUUUUUCAGGUUCGCCACCUGCCGUCGGUAUUGCGAACCUGCAAAAUCUGACAACAAAAAAUUAGACAGAAAAUGGUUGAAGUUUUGUUCUAAGUGUCAUGUCAGUGUGGUCAGUGGUAAAGGGUGAUACGAUCAAAAUUUGGUCAAGGGAAAACGCGUGUAAAUCGGUGAAAUCGUUUAUUUAAAAAAUCAAAUUAAAUUUCUUUUUCAAGUUUAAUUAGUAUAAAAUUCACGAAAAAUAUUCAGUUAGGCUUCUGCUUUUCCAAAUCCGAAUUCCGGGCCUAAUGUUUAACCCCUUCCAUCAGAUUUUGUACAGCCACCUUGUCCACCUUCUUCGCCGCAGAAAGCCAGUUUGCCUUGAACUGCUGCUCGUCCUCAGCAGUUUUUUGGUCCUCUUUAGGUUCCGCUUGACAAUAGCCCAGUAUUUCUCAAUUGGGCGGAGUUCUGGCAUGUUGGGAGGGUUCUUGUCCUUGGGAACCACCUGCACGUUGUUGGCGGCGUACCACUCCAUGGCCUUUUUACCGUAAUGGCAAGAUGCCAAAUCCGGCAAAAACAGUACGGAACAACCGUGUUUCUUCAGGAAAGGCAGCAGACGUUUAUUCAACACUCUUUUACGUCUUGGUUGACAGUCCCGGAAGCUAUGAAAAUGCUGCUUUUCAAGCCACAGGUACAUAUGGCUUGCCAAACCAGAUAUUUCUUCGCGAACUUUGACAGUUUCAUGUGCAUGAAAAUAUCUGCUACCUCUCCCCUUCCUUAUGCCGUAUAAAACUCCUGUCCCGGAAGCUGCUUGUAGUCGGCUUUGACGUAGGUUUCGUCGUCCAUUACCACGCAAUUAAAAUUCGUCAGCAUCGUCGUGUACAGCCUCCGGGAUCGCGCUUUGGCCGUCGUAUUUUGUUUAUCAUCGCGAUUUGGAGUCACUACCUUCUUGUAAGUCGAUAGUCCAGCUCGUAUUUUGGCUCGAUGCACGGUUGUAGACGAUACACGCAGCUUAUUUGCGGCAUCUCGGAGAGAGGUUAGGGUUUCGCUUGAAACUACCGGAAACUCUCUUUGUCGUCUCAGCGGCUUCCGGUUUUCGAUUUCCCUCCGAUGCAGACUUCCUGGCUGUCGACAAACGUUCCCCAAACACUUUAAUUACAUUUGUAACGGUUGAUUUGGCAACUUUUAGCGAUUUUGCCAGCUUUGCGUGCGAGUAGUUCGGAUUUUCGCGAUGCGCGAGCAAAAUUUUGAUACGCUGCUCUUCUUCCUUGGACGGCAUUUUGACAACUGAAGAGUGAAUUCCAAAAUCAAAAAAGGAGCAACAUUCUACACACACACCUUCAAAAUGAGGGAUGUUCAGGUUUUUUUAAAUGCAAAAUUGAAAGAAAUAUGUCAAGUUGAUAUUGACCAAAUUUUGACCGUAUCACCCUUUAGAACAAACCUUAUAAAACUUAUAUUAUUCUCUAAACGAUGGUUUAUUGGUAAUAUCAGUGAUUCUUUAAUCUGUUUCUUCAACGUACUUGUUGUUUCGGCAAAUUUUGAAAUCUGUAUCCUUUUGGUGUUAACAAACAAAGAAUCCAAUCUGUCGAUAAUGAAUUAUCGUCUAACUUGAUGCUUGAUAACCUUGAGUUUGUUCAAUAGCAUUUAGGGUUGGCAUGAGAGCACACAGAAGCCAGCAGACUAUGAUAAUUUCUUCAGCUAUACUUCAGUUGACAAUCCAGUUUUAGAUUAAAAUACGGUCUGUUUUGUGUAACUCGUCGAGCUGCAUUUAGCAAAAAUAAGAUGUAGGUACCUGGUAGUUUUGUUUAAAUUCUUCACUGCUUGUGAGCUGAAUUUUGUACAGAAACUUCGAAUUUAACUUGAUUGUCUUGUCCCCACUUUGCUGUUCAUCCGAAAUAACCGGGCUGAAAUUCCAACUCUUAACUAUUCAACCCCGGACCCAAUUUAAAACCUAAACGCUCCACUUACCAGUCUCUGAAUGUCCCUUUGUUAUAUCCGCAUUGCAUGGCAAACUCUAAGCAAUAAAUCCGCAAUACAACGAAAUUCUGUCACUAUCCCAUCAAUUGUCGAGGGUACCAAAAAUGGAAAUGGGAAAGCGUGAGCACCAACCGAAGAAUGAAGGAAACAAUCAAACAAACAAACAGAAAUACUGAGCGGGAACCAAAAACUCGACCUGCACGACGACGGGGAAAGAAACCAAAUACAUUUUCCGGUGUCUCUAGCCUUUCGAAUCGAUUUUUGAGUUUUCGUUGUUAUACCUAAUACUACAUGCUGCACCUGAUCGACUGUGAAGACUACUUAGGAAAACGGACCGUUUUGUGGGGGAGACACACGAGUUUCGGAACCCCCGUCAUAAUAAUAAUUAUAUUAUCCACUCACACUCACAAGAAGAAAAAAAAACAACCAACUAAACAAACAAACGUUGCUUACUUUAAACGUUCUAUCUUAAUAAAAAAAAACAAUGAACAUGUUGAGUACUAUGUCUGAACGCUACCAUUACCAUUUUUCAAUGUGUGCAAUUCCUUUUUUAACAUAUACAUUAAAACAAACAAAAAAAAAACAUUCGAAAAAUCUUAAACAAGCAUUAUGAAUCAGAAAAAAAACUAUGACUAGAGUAGGAGAUAAAAUUCAAAACUAAACUAGCUUGGCUGAUAAAAAAAAUUAACAACAUAAGAAAAUGUAAAGCUAAAAUUUACAAAAGCAGCAAGAAUAUACUAGCUUAAAGUCAUGUGAUUGAUGAUUUUAAGGAUAAGUUACCUUUGAAUCCGCAUAAAUCCACAUACACAAUCAGAGAAUUGCGGCGUAAAUAAAUUACUUUUAAUCUUGGAAUACACAGAACAAAAAUCGCAACAGCAGAAAAAGGACAAAAUUAAACGAAGGGCUAGAUCUUGCCAUAGAUGAGGCGUUAGGCGUGGAUGCACCGAUUAAUUCAUUGAUUAAAAUCCAACGGUUUUUGUUUUCAAAGUUUACCAGAGGCUAGUUUGAAAGAGCGCAUUGGACAUGUAAAUAGUUUACAACCACAAAACAUGAAUUACAAAAAAAAAUCACGAGAAAAAAAACUAUAUACAAUAGCUACAAAGCAACUGCAGACUCCACCCCAGAGAAGAUCCAAAACAGAAGAACGGAAACCGGCAGGCUCGAUAUAUGGAACGAAUGAUUUAUCUAGAAACGAAAUUUAUUGGAAAUCUGAUCUAAAGUUGCUACCAUUAUUUCCCGGGAAGCGAAGCGCUAAGAAACGCCCUACAACUGCAAAGAAGCCACGACUUGUUAUUGCAAUUUAAUUGAACAAAAACAAAACAAACCCAUUCACAUACAGAUGCUAAAAGAAGAAAAUUAAAAAAAAAACAUAUGAUGGAAAAUUGAACAGAUUCUCAGAAUUGUAUAUUUUCAAAGUAUGUAUUGCCUUGUCAUUGCUACUAAUUUAAGGUUUAUCAAAAAGGAAAGUAUAGACAAAUGAUAAAAUCUAUUACGAUUAAUUAAUAAAAUGUGAAAGCUUUAACGA
This is a messenger RNA of Uranotaenia lowii, 13883 nucleotides long. RefSeq names its product cilia- and flagella-associated protein 298-like. Lineage: Eukaryota; Metazoa; Arthropoda; Insecta; Diptera; Culicidae. Gene Ontology annotation, molecular function: sodium channel regulator activity. Gene Ontology annotation, biological process: regulation of sodium ion transport; regulation of cilium movement. The record is from RefSeq and is a predicted model, not a curated record. The coding region runs from base 1252 to 2751 and encodes 499 amino acids. The transcript is spliced from 3 exons.